Molecule: messenger RNA, 579 nt
Organism: Arachis stenosperma
Lineage: Eukaryota; Viridiplantae; Streptophyta; Magnoliopsida; Fabales; Fabaceae
Product: dirigent protein 22-like
Exons: 1
Coding region: 1-579 (192 amino acids)
Source: RefSeq, a predicted model, not a curated record
AUGGCAAUGGCGAUAUCCAAAACCCUCUUCUCUAUCUUCUUCAUUCCCCUCCUCUUCUCCACCCUUAUCACCGCCAAAGACCCUCGUUUCGAUCGAAGCCUGUCUCCAAAAUCACUGGGCCUCCGCAAGGAGAAGCUUAGCCACCUCCACUUUUACUUCCACGACAUUCUCAGCGGCCAAAACCCCACCGCUGUUAGGGUGGCCCAAGCUGCAAUGACGGCUACGUCCCCCACGUUCUUCGGAGCCGUAAUGAUGGCCGAUGACCCCUUAACCGUUGGGCCUGAGCCCAACUCCAAGGUCAUAGGAAAAGCCCAGGGGAUUUAUGCGUCUGCGUCACAAAAGGAUCUGGGGCUAAUGAUGAUGUUGAACUUUGCAUUCAUGGAAGGGAAGUACAAUGGGAGCACAGUGAGUUUGUUGGGGAGGAAUGCGGUGUUUUCCGGCGUGAGGGAGAUGUCGAUCGUGGGAGGGAGCGGGGUUUUCCGAUUUGCACGUGGAUACGCUCAGGCCAAGACUUUCUGGCUUAACACCACCUCCGGCGAUGCUAUUGUCGAAUAUAAUGUCUAUGUUUUGCAUUAUUAA